Impatiens glandulifera is the source of this 2652-nucleotide messenger RNA. Its product is annotated as filament-like plant protein 6. Lineage: Eukaryota; Viridiplantae; Streptophyta; Magnoliopsida; Ericales; Balsaminaceae. The coding region runs from base 83 to 2380 and encodes 765 amino acids. The transcript has 5 exons. The record is from RefSeq and is a predicted model, not a curated record.
AGUUCCUUUUUCAUUUCUCAGAUUUCCAAACAAUUGAGCUGCUGAAACUUUUGUGUGUGAACAAGAGUAAUUGAUUAAUAUCAUGGAUCACAAGACGUGGGCUUGGAGAAAAAGGUCAUCUGAGAAGACGAUUAUAGCAAAUGAGAACACAGAUCUUUCGUUAAGAACAGACAAUGAAGAGACGAUUCCACGUGAGAAAGAAGCGAGUCUGGAGCAAACUGUGAAGGAUUUACACCUCAAAUUGGCAUCACUUCUCCUUGAAAACCAAGCUAAGGAUGAAAAUAUCGCAAAGCAUUCGAGGAUUGCUAAAGAGGCCAUUUCUGGGCGGGUGAAGGCAGAAGCAGAAGCCGAGAUUUUGAAGCAAGAACUAGAAAAAGCAAUCAAACAGGAGGAAGCCUCAAAUGGAAGGCUAACUCAAUUGAAUUUUGCUCUAAAGGAUUCCAUGCAGCAGUUAAACUUAAUCAGAGGAGGACAAGAAAGGGUAAUCCAUGACGCAGUUAUGAAGACUUCAGCCGAAUUCGAGAAGGCACAGAAAAGGUUAGAGGAAAAACUUUCCGAACAGAAUAAAAAGCUGUCGAGUUUAACUGUGGAGAACAACCAUUUGGUUAAGGUCCUCAUAAUGAAAGAAACGGUGAUCGAAGAUCUAGCCAAACGGAAUUUCCAGGCGGAAGAUGAUUUCGCCAGGUUGAUGGCUAAAAUGGACGCAUUAGAAAAGGAAAAAGCGUUCCUUGUCUAUGAAUUGCGGAUGCUCGAGAAGGAACUUGAGUUAAAUCGUCAGUCGACUGAUAAAUCACACAAGCUAUACAUGGAAGGUGUGAAGAAGAUCUCAAAGCUGGAAUCGGAAUGUCAGAGGUUAAGGAUUCUAAUGAGGAAGCGCUUGCCAGGUCCUGCCACUUUAGCCAAGAUGAAAAACGAAGUUGAAAUUCUCCGAAAAAAAUCCAAUCUCGGAAACAAUAAUCCUUCGACUCCAGAAAUGAAUCUCUUGAUGGAGCAGUUGCAUGAGAUGGAAGAAGAAAACAAUAUACUAAGAAAAAACUUGGCCCGAAAAGAUGAUUUAAGAACAGUUCAAGAUAAUUUGGAGCUGGUGAAGUACUGUCAUCACGAUGCCUCCAAAGAUCUCUCUCCAAAGUCAAGCUUCGGUUUCGGAAGCGACGAGAGCAAUAGUUCCGAGUCAUGGGCUUUGGCUCUAAUUGGAGAGCUGGAGAAUUUCCGAAAUGAUAAGAGCUGCAGAAGGAUGUCAGAUCUCAAUUUAAUGGACGAUUUCGUUGAAAUGGAGAAACUCGCAUUAGUUUCUGUUGAACCGACUGGGAAUGAUGAUAGACGAGAAGAAUCUAUAACUGGAUAUAUUACAUGGAAAUCAGAAGACAAAUACGAGAAGGAGUUGCAAACUAAACUAAGAAAUUCGAUCCACAAGAUUGUCGAGCUGCUCAGAGUAAUUGGCCAGACGAGCUCAACUCCUCUCGGGGAAGACAACAUAGUUCGAGCUUUCCAAUGGAAAGGUGAUUUGGAAAUAUUUACAAACGAGUUAGCAUCUGCAAUGGAGUGGAUUGUGGGAAACUGCAUUCCUUUUAAAGAUCAGUAUAAGAAUCUGGAGUCUUUACAUCAGGAUUUAGAUUCUAUGCUGAAGUUGGCUAGUGAUAUGAACGAGGACUUGAUGAAAAGACUUAGGGAAUCGAACGAAACUGUUGGAAACUUGCAGAGAGAGUUAAAAGAAACGAAAGAGUGUAAAGGGAUGAUCGAGGAUCAGAUUGAAAACCAGAAGAUGAUUAAUGAAGAACUGGAUACUCAACUAAGCAUCACAAAAGUGAAACUAAACGAUGUGCUACAAAAACUUGUAUCUCUCGAAGUUGAAUACGAGGAUAAAACUCAUUGUUGUGAAGAUUUAGAGGCAACUUGUCUCGAGCUUCAACUCCAGCUAGAAAGUAUUGACAGAAAGCCAUAUCAUAAGGACAGUCCUGGCCGAGAUGAGAAGCUAGGAAAAACUGGGUGGGAGAUAACAGCUGCAUCUGCAAAACUGGUAGAGUGUCAACAGACAAUCUUAAACCUUGGAAAACAGUUAAAGGCUUUAAACUCGGCUAAAAUAACAAAUAUGGACAAAGCAAUGACUAUUGUCAGAUCGAAGAAGCUGGUAAAUAGACCAUCUCUUCGCGAUCGGAUGCUGGCGGAGGAUGACUUCAACAAACCUCAAGAUCUUGCGAUUAUUAGUGGGACAGAAAAAAGUAAACCAUUCUUAUGCAUCAUGCCUCCAUUACCAGCUGCAAAGUUGUCUAUGGCAAUUAUACCUAGCAAGAAACGCGGAGGAGAUCAAGGUGGUGGUGGCGGUUUUCUAAGGAAGCUGUUGAUGAUUCGGAACAAGGGAAGUGGAAGAUCGAAGGCGUAAAAUCAUAUCUUGAUUUGCGAGGUUAGUCUCUUUGUAUUGGGUUUGUUUUCUUAUUGUAAUAGCUUGAAGCUUUUGAAGUGAUGUAUAUACCAGGCUUACCGGUUGGUUUGGUUGCCAAUAAAAGUUACUUGUAGUAGAAGUAAAAUAAUGUUUAGUAUGGUGGUUUGCUUAAUUUGGAUUUUUUUUGGGUUAUGUAAUAAUGAAUGAUUGGCAGAUUGGGUUAUUUGUAAUUUGUUGUUUGUAAUAAUGAGAGAUUUUGGGUUUCUGUUUUA